Plectropomus leopardus (leopard coralgrouper) is the source of this 1529-nucleotide messenger RNA. RefSeq names its product N-terminal Xaa-Pro-Lys N-methyltransferase 1 (gene ntmt1). Gene Ontology annotation, cellular component: cytoplasm. Lineage: Eukaryota; Metazoa; Chordata; Actinopteri; Perciformes; Serranidae. The record is from RefSeq and is a predicted model, not a curated record. Gene Ontology annotation, biological process: N-terminal protein amino acid methylation. Gene Ontology annotation, molecular function: N-terminal protein N-methyltransferase activity.
CUGCAUGUGCAGAGUCUCAAAUAGAAAUCCGAAACACCGACACCGGGAGGGACCGGGGGCUCUGUGAGAGGGAGAGGAGCGUGUGGGACCGGGCACCGGACACAAGACGAGGAUGGGUGACAAAGUAGAGCAUGAGGCAAGCUUCUACUCCAAUGCGGAGGACUACUGGAGGGAGGUCCCCCCCACAGUGGACGGCAUGCUGGGAGGCUACGGCAGCAUCUCCAGCAUCGACAUCAAUGGAUCCAAGGCUUUCCUGCAGAAGUUCCUUGGUGAAGGGGAAGGGAAGACGGGUACGGGCUGCGCUCUGGACUGUGGAGCAGGCAUCGGGAGGAUCACCAAACGGUUACUGCUGCCUCUGUUCAAGGCCGUGGACCUGGUGGACGUGACGCAGGAGUUCCUGGACAAAGCCAAGACUUACCUGGGAGAGGACGGCAAGAGAGUGGGUAACUACCUCUGCUGCGGCCUGCAGGACUUUGUACCAGAGAAUGGACGCUAUGAUGUCAUCUGGAUCCAGUGGGUCAUUGGCCACCUGACAGACGACCACCUGGUGGACUUCCUGCGACGUUGCCAGAAGGCGCUGCGGCCCAACGGCCUCAUCGUCAUUAAGGACAAUGUGUCAUAUGAGGGCGUGGUCCCUGAUGAGGUGGACAGCAGCGUCUGCCGCGACCUUGAAAUAGUUCACAGUCUUGUAGGCAGAGCGGGACUCCGCAUCAUCCACGAGGAGCAACAAAUGAACUUCCCAAAGGAGAUCUACCAGGUCCACACACUGGCUCUCAGAUAGGACUGUCCCUUCUGCAGGGGGACAGAAGAGAAUCGGCCUUGUAUGCACAGUGAUUUUUAAUGAUGCUUUUCCAGUCAGAAGUCCUUGUAUGAUCUGUUAGGAAAUGAUCUGCAGUGGCAUGUGUUUGUGGAGUGUCCUGUUGACUCCACGCGUCGCUCUUCUGCUCCGUAUUGCUGAGUCAUCUCUUCUGGGCGACCACGCCUUAAAGUAUGGCCACAUCACACUUCUGUCUUACAAAUACUUGCUCCGUCUCCCAUUCAAGGUGGAAAAAAAUUCAAGGAUGCACUUCCUUUGUCAAGCGGGAUCACAGAUCCAAGAAAAACUUUGGCGCUCUGGAUAUGCACAAUCAGCUAACAGAAACUGGUGGAGAAGUCCUUGUCUUACUGCUGAGUCGUCACCAGACUACAAACUACAGCAUCACUCUUCAGACUGUCAUGGCUUUAUGUAUUACCCAGGUUGGAACUCGGCUCCGGUGCCCACUUGAAGCAUUUUAGAGUCAGACACAUUUGUAGUUCUACUGAGUUGUUUUAUGGACAUUUCUUACAGCUUAUUGAAAAUGUGUUUGCAGAUCAUCGUGGUAACAGACACUUUGUUGCUGUAUUUUACUGGUUUUAAUUAGGAAUGCCUCAAUCAACUUCUUUUUGGCUGUAAUCCCAAUCUUUAAUAUUUGGUACUGCUGAUACCGAGUCUCAACUGAUACUUAUAUUUACAUGAAUGCUGAUUAAAUGUAUCUGACAUUGGAAAAAUG